Messenger RNA from Bipolaris maydis ATCC 48331, 1248 nucleotides. The record is from RefSeq and is a predicted model, not a curated record. Lineage: Eukaryota; Fungi; Ascomycota; Dothideomycetes; Pleosporales; Pleosporaceae.
GCCAUUCCUAUCCCACAACUUUUAUUAUUGGUAAAGAAGACCAACCCAAAAUACAACAACCCAACAACCGAAUCUAUCUCUUUCCCUUCGCCUAUUCUUUUUCUCCUGGAGUACAUCGGGCUGGUUUGUACUUUUACACUUCCGGUUGGGGAUCCAUUCGCUUCAAGGCCCGGCGUAAAGACGGUGUGUGUGUACCACCGCAUCAACAAAGAAGAAAGAGACGGGAAAAGCCAGAAAAAAAAGAGAGUCAUGGCACCGACACUCGCUUUCGAGUCGCAUAUUGAAGAGUUUGUGCGGAGAGCAGCAGCUUUAUCAACUUCGUCUUUCGCUGCUUCUCUUGAAGCUUCUUCGAGUUCAGAGCAAGUGUACGCGCGGCAUGCGUUCGUAAGGAGAGAUCUUAGCGUCAACCACACCCAGGGUGUGACGCUGGGUGUGAUAGGAGCGUAUGUGGUUGUUAUUGCGUUGUUGUGGAACUUACCGUAUGUGAGGUGGGUUUUGUGGCCGUUCAAGAUGCUCGUCAUCGCCUUCCACGAAUUCUCCCACGCAAUCACCGCUGUCUGUACCGGCGGCCGCGUCGAAUCCAUCUCGCUCGACCCCCAUGAAGGCGGCGUCACGCACAUGCGCGGCGGCAAGCAAAUCGUCACGCUACCCGCUGGCUACCUAGGCUCCUCGCUCAUCGGUGCCCUUCUCACCUUUUGCGGCUUCAACAUUGUCGCUUCCAAAGUAGCGAGUAUCGUGCUGGGCGUGUGCUUUUUGCUCACGCUGUGGUGGGCGCGCAAGGAUUGGUUGACGAUUUUGACGAUUUUGGGGAGUGUGGGGUUGUUGGUGGGCUUUUGGUUUAUUGAGCAUGGCGAGGCGUUGAGGUUUUUGGUUCUUUUCAUUGGUGUCAUGUCGUCGCUGUACAGCGUCUGGGAUAUCUGCGAUGAUCUUAUCCUGCGCAAGGUAAAUUCUUCAGACGCUAGUGUCUUUGCGAAGCGCUAUGGUGGUUCCUCGCAGUGCUGGGGCGUCAUUUGGUCGAUCAUCUCGCUGCUGUUCAUGGUUGGUGGUAUUUUGGCUGGAUUGGCAGCGUUCAAGCAGAGCUUUGAGCAGCAGCAGAAGGACAGCCAAGGGUUUAUUCCUACGAUGCGGUAGAUGAAGUGGUUAUACUCGGCGCAUGCUAUAAUGCUGUUUGGAAAUUAUGCAUUUAUGAUAGUUAUUGGUUGAUGAAACAUGUUAGUAUAUAAACCUCCCUCUGAGGUUGAAACCUUC